Molecule: messenger RNA, 1878 nt
Organism: Fonsecaea erecta
Lineage: Eukaryota; Fungi; Ascomycota; Eurotiomycetes; Chaetothyriales; Herpotrichiellaceae
Exons: 11
Coding region: 1-1878 (625 amino acids)
Biological process (GO): transmembrane transport
Cellular component (GO): membrane
Molecular function (GO): myo-inositol:proton symporter activity
Source: RefSeq, a predicted model, not a curated record
AUGGCUGAGAAGCUUCCGUCCGAGAAGGUUGGAUAUGCCUCUCACGAUGAGGCAGAGCGUAUUCCCUCCGCGUCGCCAAUUGCCGUCGAGGCUUUAAAGGAGAAUAGCACAGCGAGACUGGUCAACCCUCUGGCCGGAAUCGUGAAAGCUGAUCUGAUGCUGCAAGUGGAACGCUUUGCCGCGGAAAAGGACCUCCUCGACAUCCUGCCUCUCCUAAAGAAAGGGGCGUACGUGGCCCAGGCCGCUGUACCGCUGGCCGAGAUUGAAGAGCUCGAUCCCGAUGAGCAUGAGGCACUCCAGCAUGAACUGAAGCACAAGUGGACCCAUCCAUUCGCCCUCUACGCCACCGUGUUUGUCUGCUCGAUUGGAGCGGCAGUGCAGGGUUGGGACCAGACGGGAUCAAACGGCGCCAACUUGACUUUCCCUGUCGAGUUUGGCAUUGCAUCUGGCUCCAGCAGGGAUAACUGGCUAAUCGGUCUGGUCAACGCUGCUCCCUAUAUCUCUUCUGCCUUCCUCGGAUGCUGGUUUUCUGAUCCAUUCAAUUCUCUCCUUGGCCGUCGUGGGGCGAGUUUCAUGGCCGCAAUCUUUUGCAUCUUGACGCCCAUUGGUGGUGCACUGUCUCAAAACUGGCACCAGCUGCUAGUGACAAGGCUCCUUAUGGGUUUCGGUAUGGGCCUUAAAGCCGCGACAAUCCCCAUGUAUGCUGCAGAGAAUUCUCCCGCCGUUAUUCGAGGUGCCCUGGUUAUGGGCUGGCAGAUGUGGACGGCGUUUGGUAUAUUUCUCGGGUUUGCCGCCAACCUCAUUGUCUACCGAGUAGGAAAAAUCGCGUGGAGACUGCAGAUUGGGUCUGCUUUCAUUCCCGCUGUCCCGCUCGCCCUCCUCAUCUACUUUUGUCCAGAGUCUCCGCGCUGGUUGAUGAAAAAGAAUCGCUACCGAAAAGCUUUCGAGUCGCUCUGCCGCCUACGGAAACACAGAAUACAAGCCGCACGCGAUCUCUAUUAUGUUCAUGCUCAGCUGGUCGUCGAAUAUGAGAUGGCGGCGGCAUCGACCUAUAUGGUCAGACUCCGGGAACUCGUCACGGUUCCUCGUAUCCGAAGAAGCACGAUAGCAGCCUUAGUCGUCUUCAUGGGCCAGCAAUUCUGCGGGAUGAAUAUCAUUGCCUUUUACUCGUCGACUGUCUUUGUCCAAGCUGGCGCCUCUGAGCAUACAGCGUUACUGACCUCGCUGGGCUAUGGCAUCGUCAACUUCGCCUUUGCCAUACCAGCAAUCUUUCUUAUUGAUAGGUUUGGUCGAAGAUCUCUACUGCUGUCGACCUUCCCACACAUGGCUUGGACGCUCCUUGCCGCGGGCUUCUGCUUUUACAUCCCCGAGUCCAGCAAGGCGCACGUUGGCAUGAUUGCCUUCUUCGUUUACGUAUUUACGGCACUCUACUCGGUCGGCCAGGGCCCGGUCGCUUUUGUGUAUUCCGCCGAGGCCUUUCCACUGUCACACAGAGAGAUCGGUAACAGCUGGGCGGUGUCGGCGACGUUUGCUCUGUCCUCGGCUCUCUCCUUAACGUUUCCUCUGAUGUUGAGCAAAUUUACAGCCACGGGGGCAUUUGGAUUUUACGCUGGCAUGAACUUGUUCGUCUUCAUCUUGAUGUUCCUCUUCGUCCCGGACACAAGCGGUUACACACUGGAAGAGCUCGACUACGUCUUUGCGGUCCCGACGAGACGAUUCAUCAGCUAUCAAAUCAGGACGGUUUUGCCGUGGACAUUGAGGCGCUACUUCCUCUUCAGGCGCGGAGAGCCCUUGGAGCCGUUGUAUCACUUUGAGCGCAGCGGUCAACAAGCCCCGGAAUCUCACGUCGAAGAGGGAUCACAUCAAAGUCAGAAGUAG